Molecule: messenger RNA, 1743 nt
Organism: Symbiodinium natans
Lineage: Eukaryota; Dinophyceae; Suessiales; Symbiodiniaceae
Source: the annotation of a GenBank genome assembly
AUGGAAGCUAUAGAGACUGUAGAGCUUGAACACGCGAACCUGGCGCAGCAUCAGUCCAGCAUCGUGCAGCAGAUGCGCAACUUUUGGAUGGAAAAUCAUCUCUGUGACGUUGUACUGAAGGGCAACGAUGGUGUUGAGCACUGCGCCCACACAGCCCUGCUGUCUGCAGCCAGCGUGGUUUUUAGGAAUCUUCUGGGUGGAUCGUUUCUGGAAGCGAACCAGGUACAGCGAAAGCAGCCAGUGGAAAUCCCGGCUUCCAAGGCAUCAGUGUCCGCCUUGCUUGACUACAUCUAUGGUGGUCAGCCUAAAAUCGACCUGGAAACUGGCCUUGAACUUCUACACCUGGCGGAGGCUUAUGACUUGCCAAAGUUGGCUCGUGCUAUCGAGGCUGGCCUGCUUCUCUCCUUGGAUGGUGUGAAAGCCUUGCGAGUUCUACAAGAGGCGCAUGGCCUCCAUGGUUUGAAAGCCACAUGCGAGGAGAAAGUUGCGGAGUCGUUUGAGACUUGCAGCCAGCAUCCCGACUUCGGGAAGAUAAGUGCCAUUCAGUUGGCUAGAAUUUUGAAAAGAGAAGAUCUAAAGGUGUCCAGGGAGGAGGUUGUGUUCAAGGGCAUCUUCAACUGGUUCAGCUUCUCCAAAGAGAGGCAUGGCUUGUUGGGCAUGCUGCUGCAGCAUGUGGACUUCGAAUCGUUCUCUGCUGAUAACUUGCUUCGAGUCGGCCGCUUCACUCUAUCCGGCCCAGCUGCCGAGGAACUGCACCGAAACGUUGAUGAAGCUUUGCAGCGGCAACGGAAGCGAGCGCAAAGUACCCCAAAUUCACUUGACUUUCAGCCGAAGAGGCGGUGUCUCAAGCAUUGGUCCCCGGGUUUGGGUGCCAGUGCUGCAGCUUGCUGGCGCAAAGUGUUGCCCAUACAAUGCCACUCCUUGUCCUGGCACCGAGGUCACAUCUAUGCCACUGACUUUGAAGGUAACGUCCUUUGUUGGCACCCUGGUGAUCCAGCGACCAGCGUACGAAAGGUUGUGGGUGGGGGCGUAGGAACAACAGGAACCAAUGACAUGGGGUCUUCUUGUGACGUUUCUGUCUCUCCCAGUGGGGAGAUCUUCGUCCUGGAUUUCGAGAAAGAUAGACUUGUUCGAUUCCAAGACGGAUGCGGACAUUUGGUCUGUGGCGAUCUUUCCACUCCUAGAUGUCUGUCCUGCUCGCCUAGCGGAGUGCUCUAUUGGGUGGUGGAGGAACACAAUGAGGGGCGGAGUCAAGUGUGGAAGUUGGUGGGCUCGACGCUCCAGACGGUGAUUGCCUCUGAGAGUCUUCCGGAAGACCUGCAGUUUAGGGCGACGGCAAUUUUUGUAACCAAGGAUGAGGUGAUCUAUAUCUUUGAUUGUCUGUUCCAGCAAAGGCGGAUUCUACGCAUCAAUCCAUCUGAGUCGCUGAAACCUAUUGUGGUAGGACAAAUCCCGCUAUACACAGGCGGCGGUGUUGCCGGUGUGCUUCGGAAUCUUUGGAACCUCUUCGUAACCGAAGAUGACACCAUCUAUGUUUCAGAUCAUGAUGCUGGGAAGGUGUUUGCUGUCCGUCCAGGAGACACAACUUGCAGCCAAACCUUUCAGUGUCCGGACUCAUUGUUCCCUGUGGCGCUUCUGGUUCAGGACAGAUCGCUGUACGUCGGUGUUGUGGAUGAUUAUGACGCACCGGACGUCGUGGGCGUGUACGAACACUUGCCGCCCCCAGAACUUCAGCUGGAGUGA